Messenger RNA from Triticum dicoccoides, 1262 nucleotides. RefSeq names its product UPF0329 protein ECU05_1680/ECU11_0050-like. The record is from RefSeq and is a predicted model, not a curated record. Lineage: Eukaryota; Viridiplantae; Streptophyta; Magnoliopsida; Poales; Poaceae. The transcript is spliced from 2 exons. The coding region runs from base 184 to 897 and encodes 237 amino acids.
UACUGCCCUCGAACGCAUCAACGCCAUCCAUCCUCAAGGAAAAGAUAGAUGUGCAAAGAAUAAAGUUCAAGAAAGCGAAACAGUAGACCACACCGCACACAAACACCUCCCAACCCAUCGAGAAGCCCCCAUCCCCGUAGAGCGGCGCGCCUAGGAAGAAGCCCAGGAAGAAGCGGAGGAGCAAUGGACCAGCACAAGGAGCUGGAGGUGGAUGUGGAGGGAGAGCCGACGGAUCAGCGCAAGGAGGAGGAGGUGGCCGGCAAGCCUGAAGAAUCAGCGGGUCAGCGCAAGGAGGAGGAGGAGGAGCGGGAGGAGGGAGACAGUCUCAGAGAGCCAACGGAUCAGAGCAAGGAGGAAGAGAAGGAGGACAAGUCUGAAGAGCUGACGGAACAGCACAAGGCGGAGGCGGUGGCGGUUGCGGUGGUGGUGGCGGAGGUGGACAAGCCUGAAGAGCUCACCGACCAGCGCAAGGAGGAGGCGGGGGCGGUUGCGGUGGACAAGUCUGAAGAGCUCACCGACCAGCGCAAGGAGGAGGCAGGGGAGGAGAAGGACAAGGAGACGGAGAGGAGCUCCGGCGAGGAGUCGCCGUCGCUUUUCAUGCACCCGUGCUCGCUGCUGCUGCGGUACCUCGGCCGUGCCUACGCGUGGUGCAUGGGCCUGGCCGACUGGUUCGGCGGCGGCACAAGGCCGAGCGCCGCUCCUGCCGCAUCUCUUAACUCGUCACGGGAAGAAGCAGGCGAGGCGGCGGACAUCGGUACCAGGGAGAUCUCCAAGACCACCUCUGGCAGAGGGUUCUACAUGCGGGAGGUGAUCAUGCGCGUGAGGGCGGUGAGGAGGCCGCGGCCGCCCGGCAACCCGAGGGAAGGGCGCGGCGGCGGUGGAGGAAGCCACAACUAGCUAGCGUUCAGCCUGGCUAGCCCUACGUACGCCUACCCGGCGGCAAUGGAGUGAGUACGUACGUACGUCGUCUCAAUCUUGGCGCGGUACAGUUAGCAGGCUGUCAACUUGUGAAAGCAGGUGACCUUUGGUUGUUUGUUUGUUUGUGUGUAUAGCAAAGUGUCUGGAUCUGGAUAAUUAAGGAAUUAAGUACUGACGUUCUUCACGUAGACAUGGCUGAUCAUAUCUUGCAAUAAGAUUAAGAGAACUACUGUGUGUUACUGUGUUAGUACAGCUGCUGUCUGUGCUCUGUAAGCUGAUUGAAACCUGAACUUAUCUGCUGACAUUGGUAGUUAACUGCUACUACUUUUUGUCUGUUGCUCUAA